AUGGCGGCGGAGGUGGAUUUUGGGGAUUUAGAGCUGUUCGAGGCGUUUGACCACCCAGAGGAAUCGCUCCCAAAGCCCGUUCACACGCGCUUCAAGGACGGCGACGGCGACGAGGAGGACGAGGACGGGGUUGGCGACGCGGGGCCGCGGGAGAGGCUCCGGCAGUGCGAGGAGGCCAUCGAGCGGCUCCGCGCCGAGAAUAUCCUUCCUUCCCGCCGCCGGGCCGCGGCGCCCGGGCGUGCGGUGGGCGCCGUGCCCCUCGGGGCGCGGGCAGCAACCCCGCGGGGCAGGAACUCGGGGUACAUUUGUCUCGCCCCCGACGGCGGGCUGCGGAGCGGGGGUUCGGGCUGCGGAAGCCGCCCCGGGGGCCUCGGCGCCGGCCCCUCGGCGACCCGCUUCCGGACUCGUUUCCCCGGUCACCACCGGCCUGGGGCCGGCGUUUAG
Molecule: messenger RNA, 444 nt
Organism: Pipistrellus nathusii (Nathusius's pipistrelle)
Lineage: Eukaryota; Metazoa; Chordata; Mammalia; Chiroptera; Vespertilionidae
Source: the annotation of a GenBank genome assembly